CGCCCUAAAGGCGAGGCGCUUAACCAAUCAUGGCAGUCGCGUGAAGCAUCACGGGAACUCCGGGGCUAUAAAAGGCCGAGUUGCUAUUUUAUACUCACCGAAUCACUCAUCCUUUAAGUAAGCAGGGUGGGGCUGGGUGCGCCUGCGCGGUUUUAAAACCCCGCCCCAAACUGCCAACACUUCGCGCAGGCGAAGUAGAUCUUCCUUGCCUUAUAUCACGCGUGCGCACUGACAGACCUAAGUCCGGAAGACCAUACGCUUGCGCAGUAAAGACUUCGGUGACAGUACACCGGUGGGGCGCUGGCCAGUCAUGGCGGAGCCUUGGGCUGGGCAGUUUCUGCAAGCUUUGCCCGCCACAGUGCUCGGAGCGCUGGGCACCUUGGGCAGCGAGUUUCUGCGGGAGUGGGAGACACAAGACAUGCGAGUGACUCUCUUCAAGCUGCUCCUGCUGUGGUUGGUGUUAAGUCUCCUGGGCAUCCAGCUGGCCUGGGGGUUCUACGGGAACACAGUGACCGGGUUGUAUCACCGUCCAGGGAAAUGGCAGCAAAUGAAGCUCUCAAAACUCACAGAGAAUAAGGGAAGGCAGCAGCAAAAGGGUUUCCAGAGACAUCGUUGGGUCUGCUGGCUCCUGUGCUAUAUCUUGCUGCUAUCCAGACCCCUUGGACAAGUGCAGAGGGCUUGGGGUUGGGGGACUGGAGUACCAUGACACUCCCAGGGUGAGCCUCCACCGCCCUCAGCCUUGCCUCCAACAGCUGCAGGUACUGAGCAGGUGAAGUUUGUCUUUAACAAAGGGAAAGACUUCUUGUCAAAGGUCAUAGCUUAGAAACAUUUUGGUCGAGGAGGUCAGUAGUCCCUUUCUCACCUUGGCUUUUUCCUGAUUUACUCAUCCCCUUGGGGAUGUGACCUUAGAGAAAUUUGUCCUGCUAAGAGGAAUCUUGAGGUUGGCCAGUUCGGAGAUUUAGAAAGUCCAUUCUCCCAUAGGCUCUGAUUUCCUUGGCUUUGCUUUGUACUUAAGAAGCCAGCUAGGACUAGGGCACCAAACCUGUUCCUGCCUGGCCUAGCUAGCAUCUUCCAGGUCUGUGGCAGGCAGAGGAAGUUAUCAUUUCCCAACCUACUUAUUUCUCUUUUCUUUUUGAGGACAAGUUGAAUUCCUAAGAGACAUCUCAGUAAGAGCCCCUGGUAUUGGCUGGCUUCUCCACUGCUUAAGUACCCACAGGCUUUUCUGGUCUGUACUUGCCCCCUCCGAGGGAGGUACCAAGCAGUUAGUGCAAUGGCUUCAUUGUGCCCUGCUGCCUUACUACUUCCCAUCUUGACAGGGCCUAGUCCUGAGAGCCCACCAGCAUCAUUUCAGCUCCUCGGGAGGUCAGUAAGAGUGAGCCACAAGCCAGAUAAUUCUGGGCCCUUCACUGUGGGUCAGAAGAGGUUCCAGCGGGGUGGGUGGUCAGUGUCCCCAUAAAAACACCACUUCCCCAGAGCACUACGGUUCCUAAAAGCAUUGUAGUCCUGGAUCUGUCUCCUCUAACGGUUGUACUCCUGUCUCUGCUGGGCUACUAGCUACCUCAGGUGUCUACUGUCCCUUUGUUAAAUGUCAUAUAGCCAUCUGGCAGCCAUUGCCUACAGAGACUUUGUAGCAGGUGUACUGUAGGUGAGACUGUACUGAGCUUCUCCUGCACGUGUGCCUACCAGAGAUGUCAUCUGUGUGGCAGGAAGAUGUUCUUCACAGCCGCAUGCCCACCCACUGACAUCAGUACAAGAGUCAAGGUCUCAUGUUCCACCCCAGGAGCAACUGAAGAUGUGGCAUAUUAAACACAGAAGUGCA
This is a messenger RNA of Apodemus sylvaticus (European woodmouse), 1819 nucleotides long. It is a transcript of the gene Tcta, whose product is annotated as T cell leukemia translocation altered. The record is from RefSeq and is a predicted model, not a curated record. Bases 311 to 706 code for a protein of 131 amino acids. The transcript has 2 exons. Lineage: Eukaryota; Metazoa; Chordata; Mammalia; Rodentia; Muridae.